AACAUCAGUGUCAUUGACAGGGCUGCAGAAAACAGACAAACAGCUAACCACGAUGAACGUCAGGUGCCGUAUGAAGGUACGAUGAUUACGCAGCAGCACAUGAAUGCGAACAAUCGCGCCCCAUAAGUGUCAUAUUUGAGGAUUAUUACACAAUCUCCGCUUUUCAGGAUGUCGUUUGAAAUGUCUGCAUCAUUUCUACUGGAACUUUAUGCCAAUCUACAUCUAUCUGCAAUACACUGUAAAUGUUCGUUAAAUGCGUGAUGGAUACAGUUGAUGAGGAUUGUGAUUUUGCCUUUUCGGAAUACAGAUCAGUACGUGUCAGUGUUUGAUACUGAUGCAUAAUCAAAUCGGUGUUGAUGAUCGGACCAGUGAGCUUGCGUUUUUUUUUGUGUGUGUGCGAGUGUGUGUUUUUUGAUGGCCAUCACACGCUCAUAAUCGAAAGCACACCGCCUUAAAGCCCAAUUUAAUGGAUGACAGAUUAUUUAAAGCGGAAAUGUAUUACACCUGAACGGAUUACUAACUCAAACCUUAUAUGACAUAUCAUUUUCUGGGGGAGUAUAUUACAGUAAGGUAAGGGUUUGAUUGAAGGACAUGUAAGCAUAUACAAAUGCUGUUUCAACUAAAUUAAGGCCUUUUAACAGACUGAGAAUAAGUUAACUAAAUAUAAAAACAACAUAUACCCCCGUUGGACACCAAACAAAAUUGUUAUUAUUUUUUUAAAUACUUAUUAUUAAGCAAAAUGGUCGCCACUUAUUUAUAUUUUAACAAAAAAACUGUUUCCCUCAGAAUGAGAUUUUUUUAAUCAAAAGAGGCCAACAGUGUUUUUAAAGGAAAAAGGGUUUAUAGCAACUAAAAUAAAAAUAAUUUAAAUAAGAAAAAAAAAUGAUGUGGACAGUGGCUUGGAGGUCCCUGUUAUGCCCAACAUUUUUAGCAUCACUUUUAGCAGUGGGAACUGCUUUUCUUGGAGGUUUAAAUGCGUCAGAGAAGGAUAUUUUUAAAGACUUUGGCCCGUCGUUCCAGCUCAUUGAAAAGUUAGGAAAACUCCACACCACUACUCUUCACCCUAACUUGUACUUUAGCCAGGAUGAUGUACCACUGUUAAGACAAAGAUCAACCACAACUCAUAAUCAGAUUUUUAAAGUCAUCCGGGGAGCAGUGUUGACUAUGCUCUCCACAGGUCCUCUUUACAUGCCUCCCGCAAAGCACAAUGAGUUCACCAGCAAGUGGAAUGAGAUUUAUGGCAACAACCUCCCACCUCUGGCUCUUUACUGUUUACUGUAUCCUGACGACACAGCUGCCGUACAAUUUCUCAUUAAGUUUAUGGACAGAAUGUCAGAAUAUCCUGACUGGAAAGUAACCAGUGCACCUAAUGAUGAAGUGCCAAUGGCUCAUUCUCUCACAGGAUUCGCUACUGCUUUUGACUUCAUCUACUCAUCACUUGAUCAACAGCGCCAGGACCUGUACUUGAAACGGAUACGUUUUGAAACGGAAAAGCUCUAUGAAAUAUUAAAGAACAGAGGCUGGGGGAAACAGUUUUUACAGAAUCAUCAAACAACUAAUAUUGUAGCUAUUUUAACUGGUGCAAUAGUUCUGGGUGCACACGACGACAUGGAUUCGAUGGUUUGGAAACAGCUGUGUGUAAAUUACAUGGAAAAGACAAUGUUUCUGUUAAACCAUAUUGUUGAUGGCUCUUUGGAUGAGGGAGUGGCAUAUGGAAGUUACACCGCAAAAUCGAUCACACAGUAUGUUUUUCUAGCACAGCGCCACUUCAAUAUAGACAACACAAAGAACAACUGGCUUCGUACUCAUUUUUGGUUUUAUUAUGCCACUUUGCUGCCAGGGUUUCAAAGAACAGUUGGCAUAGGGGACUCAAACUACAACUGGUUCUAUGGACCAGAAAGCCAGUUGGUUUUUUUAGAUUCUUUUGUGAUUAAAAAUGGGUCAGGAAACUGGCUGGCACAGCAGAUAAGGAAGCACAGACCCAAAGAUGGUCCCUUGGGACAAUCCUUUGCCCAACGUUGGACAACUCUUCACACAGAGUUUAUCUGGUAUACUGCUGACCUUACACCACAGCCACCUUUUGGGUACAAUCAGGCUAAGAUGCACAUAUUCUCAGACUGGGGUGUGGUGACCUAUGGUGCUGGUUUGCCUAUGGGCCAAGGAAAUACAUUUGUCUCAUUUAAAUCUGGAAAGCUGGGUGGUCGAGCAGUGUUUAACAUCGUCCAUACUAAGCCUUACUCAUGGGUGGAUGGCUGGAACAGCUUUAACCCUGGUCAUGAGCAUCCAGACCAAAACUCAUUUACAUUCGCCCCCAAUGGACAAGUAUUUGUUUCUGAGGCAUUAUAUGGCCCCAAAUAUAGCUACUUAAACAACGUGUUAGUGUUCAGUCCUUCUCCAACAAGUCAGUGUAAUGCCCCUUGGGAAGGUCAGCUUGGGGAGUGUGCCAAGUGGUUGCGCUGGACAGACAAAGGGGUCGGAGACUGUGCAGGAGAGUUGAUUGCAGCCUCUGCUCACAGAGACACAAUGUUCAUGAGUGGGGAGGCAGGAGCAGCCUAUUCGUCAGCCAUGAAAUUAAGAAGUGUUUACCGAGCUCUGGUUCUCCUAAACUCACAGACUCUUCUGGUAGUCGACCAUGUUGAGAAAAAUGAGGACUCCCCACUGAAUGCAGUCAGUGCAUUUUUUCACAACCUCGACAUUGACUUUAAAUAUGUCCCCUAUAGAUUUAAGGACAAAUAUAAUGGGGCAUUGAUGGAUGUCUGGGAUGCUCAUUACAAAAUGUUUUGGUUUGAUAAUCAAGGAUACAGCCCCAAUACACAGAUACAGGAGGUAGAGCAGGCAGCAGAGUUUAAAAAGAGAUGGACACAGUUUAUCAACGUCACCUUUCCUUUCACUGAUUCAUUUGUUCGAAUGGCUUAUGUGAUGCAUGGGCCUUACAUUAAAGUUUCCAGCUGCAGGUUCAUUGACAACAGUAAGAAUGGUCUCAAACUUUCGAUUGUGAUUAACAACACUGAGAAAAUAAUUUCUAUAGUAACCAAUCACAAAGACAUAGGGGCACGCUUAAGGUAUCUGGGCUUUGGGGGGUAUGCUAAGGUCGAAGACAGACAUCAGACAGUCCGUUUUGGCUUGAAUGUGCAUUUGGUCCAAAAACAGAAAACAAUGCACAGUCAUCUGUUUGAUUUAGGAUUUUUGCUAAAUGUUAUAGCUGGCGUAGUACUGUGUGUGGCGAUUGUUUUUCUGACCCUGCAACGCAAAAUUUACAUUUGCUUUAGCAGAAUGAUACGCUACGUUUUGCUCUCUGUGUUACUGCUGUGGACCACCGAGCUUCUGUUUGUCUCCAACACCUGCGAUCAGCUCCUGUGUAGGGUAAAGUGGCGAGGAGUCACCACUGACCCCAAACUUAGCAAGCAAGUUAACAUCUAUGACCAGCAUCAACUCCCUCUACCAACUGUAGUAAUAACAACACUACCUGGCUCUGGAUCAGACAUACUAAAACAGCUUUUUUACAACUCCUCGGACUUUGUCUACUUGCGCAUCCCUACUGAGCACUUGGAUAUACCAGAAACAGAGUUUGAAUUUGACUCUUUAGUAGAUGCUUGUGAAUGGACCCAGUCAGAAGCACAGCACGGGCAUUUUAAAAUUAUUCAGGGUUGGCUACAUUCACUUGUCCACAACACACACUUAUUCUUGCAAAAUAUCCCACUUUAUGAAAACAGCAAUAUCAAAUUGGCACAAAGAGUUAGUCUUUCUCACAAGAGGAAAAGGUUAAGAAGAAGGGAGUCAGUGGCUGAAAUGAAGGGACGGGUGCGAGCUGCUUUGAACAGAGAUGUGGAGUAUGUCAGAGAGUUGAGAAAACACACAGCAGAACACCCUAAUGCCUGUGUUGUUCUGAAUCUGUGCAGUGGCAGCUGGGCUCUUAAACUGCCCUUUUUGCAAGAAGUUAUUGGCUCUUCUUUCAGAGCCAUAUAUGUCAUCAGGGACCCUCGGGCAUGGAUCUAUAUGAUGCUGUAUAACAGCAAACCUAGCUUAUAUUCCCUUAAGAACAUCCCACAGCACCUAGCUCUUAUUUUUAAACAACAUAUGCUUAGAGACAAAUGUACAACAUUCGCAGCUGAAUUUAGGAUGUUGUGGCGGCUCAUAUCUCAUUCAGAGACCAAUCCUGUGUUGUUGCUGGCCCACCUGUGGCGUGCUCACACUGCUGCAGUUCUUAGAGUUACAGCUACCUUAUCUGAGGAUACUUAUCUUCAAGUCAGGUUUGAGGAUAUUGUAAAUUAUCCACAAGACACAGCUGAGAAAAUACACUCUUUUCUGGGGAUCCCUGUAUCACCCUCCGCUCUGAACCAGCUCAUGUUCACCACAUCCACAAACUUGUACAACUUACUGUAUGAGGGGGACAUAUCACCAGACAACAUUAACAUAUGGAGGCAAAAAUUGCCAAGAAGAGACAUCAGGCUCAUUGAGGACACAUGUGGACUCCUGAUGAAGAAACUUGGGUAUCAAAGGUUCAGUGAUUGAUUAGCUGCAUUCCAGCUGUUGUUCUCAAUCUCUUGUAUAUGGGUGUUUGAUUUUCGGGUUAUAUUUUGCACUGAUUUGAAUCUGAAGCUAGCCCAUGCUAACAUGACAUUUUAUAUUAAAAUGCCUUCAGGAAUACCCUGCUUUAUUUAUUGCAGGUUUUGCCUAGUUUUUUCUUUUAUUUCUUCAGUCAUUUAUUUUAAACAUUAACAUUCUAUUUUUAAUGACCACUAUACAAUCUGUUAUCUCAUUUAUAGCCUGCAAAAUGCAUUUUGCAGGGUCAAAAUAUAAUUUUUCGAUGCCUUAAAUCAGGGGUGUCCAAAGUUGGUCUUGGAGGGCCGAUGUCCUGCAGAGUUUAGCUAAAACUUCCCUCAACACACCUGCCUCAAAGUAUCUUGUCUGCCUUGUAAGACCUUGAUUAGCUGGAUCAGGUGUGUUUGAUUAGGGUUGGAAUAAAUCUCUGCAGAGACACCGGCCAUCCAGGAGCAGAAUUGAACACCCUUGCCUUAAAUGAUUACUUCACUUUCGUAAAAAAAUUCUGAUAAUUUAUUCACCCCAUGACUGAAGAAAAAAAGAGAAACAUCUUGGAUUACAUGAGGGUAAGUAAAUUAUCGAGAAUCUUUUAUGAAAGUGGAGUAAUCCUUUCCAACUCAAAGCAUUGCUGUUUAUCUAAGACUAUCUGUCUGUAUCUAUUUAUAAGAGAUUGACAUACAGUAUAUCAGGGUCCUUUAUAUCAAAAUUAUCUUUGUGAUUUAUAUUUUUCACCUGUUUUUUUUUAACGUUUACUAGUCUUACUAGCCACUAGUAUUUAUUGGUGACUUUUCUCACUGUUGUGCUUAUUUAUGCUACAGACACUAUGUUUGAUGUUGUUUGAUAUAGAAAAAAACAUUAAACAUUGAUGCCUAACACACCCACAGGCAUAUGUGAGUUCAAUUAAUAUUAAUGUUGCACGAAAAACCAAUUUCAAUUCAAAUACUCAAGGUAGUUCUUAAUUCCUUCCUAACACAAUAAAUUAUUGCUGUUGUUGUACUGAAAUAACAAAACGAAUGAGAUAAUCGACAGCAUAUACUGCUUCUAAAAAAAUAUUGAAUUAUGAAAAAUCUUUUUGGAUUACUCUUUACUUUUUGGAUUAUACUUAUCUAACAAACUUUACUGUUUAGUUCGGGUUAGUCACUGCCCAUUUUUAAAUAUUUAUGUAAGUAAUGUAUUGUUUUUACUCCUGCUCUAGGUAAAGGCACCGCAUGGAAAACGCAACUGCACCACUUUCCUCCUUCUUUCCUACCCACUUUCUGAUGCAGCAUUCUGAAAGGUUGAAGUAUUUUCAACUGGCUGCGGCGCCAAUGCCAGUGCUUGAAGUGGUCCGGUACUAACCGCUAUACAGUACUGGCACGUCUCUAUUUCAAUCUUUAGUGUACCUUCCCUUUUUCUUACGUUCCAGCACUUCUCACAUGUUGCCACUACUGUGCCUCUCUAAGUCAAAGUGUCAGUAAAUGGGAAAUGAAUAGAAAUGACAUCACACUACAGGGAGGGGGCACCAAGUGAAUGAUCUGAUUUAUCUAUCAUCUCGACAAAUCACAUGAAUAGCUGUCUAUAGGAAGUUUUGUUCCCUAAUUUGAAGGGGACCAAGGUUGUGUGAGUCAGAACUUCACCAGGUUAAAGUAAACACCGUCUGUGAGCAAACCUGCACCUGUGGUUUUAACAGGUAGUUUGCUAUAGCAGCAGCACAAGCAACAUUACCACUGCUGUUACCUCAGAUAGUGAUGUUAAUGCUUCCCUGCCAAUGAUGAGUAUUUCCAGCUUUCCACAAUACCGCUAUUAUUCACCAAGUGACGCUCUUCUGCAACUUAAAAAUCUGGAAGUAUCGCCUUAGGGCAAGCAGCUGUAUGUCCGUGUCAUUUUUAAGGAUCAUUCUGAAUCUGAUCUCUAUCAAAAGUCCUUCACAAAAAUGUAAU
Messenger RNA from Paramisgurnus dabryanus, 6461 nucleotides. RefSeq names its product dermatan sulfate epimerase like b (gene dselb). The record is from RefSeq and is a predicted model, not a curated record. Lineage: Eukaryota; Metazoa; Chordata; Actinopteri; Cypriniformes; Cobitidae. Gene Ontology annotation, molecular function: chondroitin-glucuronate 5-epimerase activity.